Messenger RNA from Gadus chalcogrammus (walleye pollock), 2962 nucleotides. Its product is annotated as zinc-binding protein A33-like. The record is from RefSeq and is a predicted model, not a curated record. Gene Ontology annotation, molecular function: protein binding; zinc ion binding. NCBI's taxonomy places the organism in Eukaryota, Metazoa, Chordata, Actinopteri, Gadiformes, Gadidae. The transcript is spliced from 2 exons. The coding region runs from base 539 to 1960 and encodes 473 amino acids.
UAGUAGUAUUAAUAUUAGUAUUAAUAGUAUUCAAACCAAUCACUGACAAGGGAUGGGUGUUGUGGGGUUUUGCGCUGCGUUCAUGAUAGUUUUUAAUGGAUGCACCAAACACGGAAGGGAGGGGCGAGCGGGCUCUGUUUGUUUUGGAUCACGCUUCAAAUGCCGACAGAAGAGACGUCACCCAACAUCGCUGAUAAAACCUGACAAACCUGUAACAGAGAAUGUGGGCUCUGUCUGUAAUCAGACACUAUUCAAGUCCUUUACUUAUGAACGUGUGAUCAGAGUACAACUGAUCGUAUUAGGUACUAGGUUGAAGAGGAAUGACUUGAGGUGAGUGUUCAAAGGACGAGAGGGAUCUUUUGCAGUAAGGAGAACUGUUUCAGUCACUGGACCUCCACUCCGUCGGAGGACGAUGAUCCACACAUGAACCAAAACCUCCUGAAUCCGUAGGGUACAGACCACCUCUGGAGUUUAUUAACAAAGAUUUCAGAACUAAAGAAUGCAUCCGGAAAGACUUCCUGUCUAGACCUCUGCUAAAAUGGCUGAAGAAAACCCUCCUCCUCUCAAACAUUUCCUGACCUGCAGCGUGUGCACUGAGAUCCUCAAGGACCCGGUGUCUUUGAGCUGUCACCACAGCUUCUGUUCCAGCUGUCUCCAGGACUUCUGGGCCCAAGCUGAGAACAAAAACUGUCCCGUCUGUAAGAGGAAAGACUCAAAGGAUAUAGUUGUUAACUUUUCCCUCAAGGAGCUCGCUGACUCCUACGCUGGAAGACAGAGGUCUGCCCCCUCUGAUGAGGCCCAGGUGGUCUGCACUGAGCACUUAAAGGAUAUCAAGUGGUUCUGUAAGGACGAGCAGAGAGCUGUGUGUCAUGUGUGUGAGUUCCCUCACCACCAGGGUCACACAGUGGUUCCUCUAGAAGAACAAGUCCAGGAGCUGAAGCAGCAGCUGACACAUGACCUCAAGGCUCUACAGGCCAGGAGGAGCAGACACCAGGAGCUGGAGGAGACGUAUGAGGCCAUGGUUCCUCACCUCAAGGGACAGCGGGUGAAGACCGAGAGGCGGAUCAGAGCAGAGUUUGAACAGCUUCACCGGUUCCUGAGAGAGGAAGAGGAGGCCAGAGUGGAGGCCCUGAGAGAGGAAGAGGAGCAGAAGAGGAAGAGGAUCCUCCUGAAGAGGAACACCCUUCAGGAGCAGAUCCGGUCUCUCUCAGAGAGUCUCUCGGCUGUAGAAGCAGACCUGCAGAAGGACGGCCUGUCGUUCCUCAGCGCUUCCACGCGCUCCCGGACCAGCGCCAGAGCCCUGCUCUCCGGUUCUGAUCCCCAGCUGCUUCCUGGAGCGCUGCUGGACGAGGCCAAACACCUGGGAAACCUGGCCCACAGAGUCUGGGAGAAGAUGGGGCAGAGGACCACCUUCAGCCCCGUUACUCUGGACCCAAACACUGCAGCACGCUCACUCUCUCUGUCUGAUGAUCUGACCAGCGUGAGACGUAGCGAUGUAAUCCAGAAGGUUCCUAACAACCCAGAGAGGUUCAGUCAGUACACUAAUGUUCUGGGUUCUGAGGGCUUCAGCUCAGGGGAACACUGCUGGGAGGUGGAGGUGGGAGACCAUCCUCACUGGUUUAUAGGUGUUGCUAAAGAGUCAGUGGAGAGGAAAGGAGAGUGUUCGGCUUCACCAGAUAAUGGAAACUGGUGUUUAGUCCACCUCAGUGGAAAGUACACUCUGGGUGCUGGUCAAACCCUGACAUUGAAGAGGACUCCAGAGAGGAUCAGAGUCCAGCUGGACUAUGAUGGAGGGGAGGUGUCCUUCUACGACCCUGAAGACAUGACUCUCAUCUACACCUAUCAAGACACUUUCACUGAAAACAUCUUCCCUUGGUUUGCUCUUGGACCAGCAGGUGAAGCCCGGAACAAAGAUGUUAGAGUGUGUGGUGACCCCUCACGCACUAAGCCAUGUAAAUGAAUGUAACCUUGUCAGUUCUGUUUGCCUGCUAGAGUCUCUAGUAUGUAGAAACAUGGUGUGUAUAUAUAUAUAUAAUCGGGUAAUAAUCAAAUAGUAGAACAAAGAAACAAAUCAACAGGUAUAUUACAACUAAAUAAUACGAGUCCACCUUGUGGUCAAUGUAUGGAAUGAAUCAUAUAGUCCACAGAACAAGAAAACACUGCCUGCAGUUACAUAUAUAUAUAUAUAUAUAUAUAUAUAUGGAUCGUAUCAUAUAUAUAUGUGGAUCAAUUUAUCUAGUUGUGUAUGAGUAUAGUAUCAUAGGCGGUAGAGGACGGUCAGUGAAGGUCUCGGUGCAGCCUGUGGAUCAUUAACAGUGAGGGGUGUGGGGGUUUUCUUGUUAACUGGUAUAAAUGGAAUUGUACGUUUAAUGUUGAUAACAAGGGUCUGUAAUAGAACCACACAUGUAGAAAAAUCAAUGAUAUUGUUAGCACAAUAUUGUUAUGUUAACACCUACACAAGAAUCACAUGGGAAAAUAAUAAUCAUCUAUCAAACGGUUGGUUGUGUAAUUCUAUUACUUUUGGUUUUAGUCAAUGCUGUUCAUUCCUGUCUGUGUAUUAGUCUACCCUCACUGUUUGGGACGUAUCGGUUUAUACAUAUUCACGCAGGGUAUAGAAAGGUGUUAGGGUUUGAUUCCAGGGUUUAGGGUUUAGUUACAGGAAAUCAAUCAGAACAUAAUGAUGAAUUAAUUAUUAUGUUAUUAAUUAUUAUGAAUAGUGAUUAUUCAGAUCACUGUGAUUCCAUUCCCGUUAACCAACUAAAAGUUAUUUCUUACAAUAAACAUGUGUCGGCCUGUUCUAUGAUUCAUGUCGUUCAUAACUCCUCCAGAAGCCGUCCUGACGCGUACAACAGGAAACCUUCUUCACACACUUCACAACCAUCCGCAAAGUCACAUAAAAGUUAUUACUUUAGCCUAAUAUAUAUUAUGCAUAUAUAUAGACGCUAGGUACAAGAGUCUAGAG